GCCCCGUAGGGCAACAAGGAUGGUUAGUUUUGACCGUGCUUAUUUGUACCAUAAAACAUCGAUCCUAAUUGACAGUUAUCUGGGCUUUUAUAUCUGCCAACCUGCCAACCUUUUUUGAACUGUGGUCACUAAAUGAAGAGGUUCUGGCCUGGGAAGGCCCAUGCAUUCCUUCAAUUGGAUGGAGAGCGAGGACAGUGACUGGCGAUCUGGAGAAUAGGAGGGAAUGUUGACUAGGGAGCACCGCUGCAGCCGAUCAGAGGAGCAGGAACCGGAGCCCGGGCUGAGUCCGAGAAAAGCCGGAUCCGGAUGGUGGCCCCGGAACGGCUGGAAGUGGAAGAUGGAGGAGCCAGAGGAGCCUGCGGACAGUGGGCAUUCCCUGCCCCCGGUUUACAUCUACAGUCCCGAGUAUGUCAGCAUGUGCGACUCCCUGGCCAAAGUCCCCAAGAGGGCCAGUAUGGUACAUUCUUUGAUUGAAGCAUAUGCACUGCAUAAACAAAUGAGAAUAGUUAAGCCCAAAGUGGCCUCCAUGGAGGAGAUGGCCACCUUCCACACCGAUGCCUAUCUGCAGCAUCUCCAGAAGGUCAGCCAAGAAGGAGAUGACGAUCAUCCAGACUCCAUAGAAUAUGGCCUAGGUUAUGACUGUCCAGCUACAGAAGGGAUAUUUGACUACGCAGCAUCUGUAGGAGGGGCUACAAUCACAGCUGCCCAAUGCCUGAUUGAUGGAAUGUGCAGAGUAGCAAUUAACUGGUCUGGAGGGUGGCAUCAUGCAAAGAAAUUUCAUAACCAUGGAAGUCCUUGAGAAAGUUUACUACUA
This is a messenger RNA of Myotis brandtii (Brandt's bat), 814 nucleotides long. RefSeq names its product histone deacetylase 8-like. Gene Ontology annotation, molecular function: histone deacetylase activity. Lineage: Eukaryota; Metazoa; Chordata; Mammalia; Chiroptera; Vespertilionidae. The record is from RefSeq and is a predicted model, not a curated record. The coding region runs from base 224 to 799 and encodes 191 amino acids. The transcript is spliced from 5 exons.